AUGUCCAACUCCAACUUGUAUUGCCCUAUGAUGCAGUAUAUGCUAAACUUCACAUCCAAUAGUACAAAAGGCCCGGCCAUAGUGUCCCUCCACGGCCUGAUCUCCACCCUGGGCAUCCUGGAGAACGUCCUGAUCCUGGGAGUGAUCGGCCUGCGUGUGCGCCGCACAGUCAUCAGCGUUUGGAUCCUCAACCUGGCAGCCUCCGACCUCCUGGCCACCGCCUCCCUGCCUUUCUUCACCUUCUUCAUGGCCCAGGGUGAUAGCUGGAUCCUGGGCACCACCUUCUGCCAAAUACAUUCCUCCAUCUUCUUCCUCAACAUGUUUGCUAGUGGUCUGCUGCUGGCGGCCAUUUCCCUCGACCGCUGUCUGGUGGUGAUGAAGCCAAUCUGGGCCCAAAACCACAGGGACAUCAAGCUGGUUGGCAGAGUGUGUGGACUUAUCUGGGCCCUGUCUAUCAUCUGCACCAUCCCCUUCUAUGUCUUCCGUGAUACUUUCAAACUGCGCUCUGAACGAAUCCUGUGUUACUAUAAUUACGCCAAAUUUCUACCCGAGGGGGAAGUUGAUCUUCCAGGGUUGUGCUGGGCACGGCACGGGGCCCUAGCUGUGGUCAAAUUCAUCGUAGCUUUCCUACUUCCCCUGGUGUGCAUCGUCAGCAGCUACGUGAUGGUGCACUACAGGAUGAAACAGAGAGGCCACCGAUGCUCCUUCAGAUUUGUGCGCCUGGUCGUGGCGGUGGUGGUGAGCUUCGUGGCCUGCUGGGCGCCGUACCACAUCCUCAGCAUCCUGGAGGCGUUGGUGGCCCGCGGAUCACGCAUACACAUCGCCACGGCCACGACCCUGCCCUAUGCCGCCAGCUUCUCCUUCCUCAACUGCGUGUUCAAUCCCGUCCUCUACGUGUUCAGCUGCCCCAACCUGUGCAGCAAAAUCCGCGAGUCCUUCAGCGCGGUUCUGGAGAACGUGCUGGCCGAGGACAUAGGGGAGAUGUCAAGACGACGCAGCACAAUGCGGUCCUCCGUUAGCACCUCAGAGAUACUGUUGAGACAGAAGAGCACCAUCACCCCUCCCCCUGACCAGAAAGAGGUCAAUGGAGGAAGGGAGGAGGAUCAAUAGAGAAACAACCAUCCUGCUGAGGAAGAGGAGAGGAGAAGGUGGUUCUGAGGAGCAGGUGGUUCUGAGGAGAAGGUGGUUCUGAGGAGCAGGAGGUUUUGAGGAGAAGGUGGUUCUGAGGGGCAGGAGGUUCUGAGGAGAAGGUGGUUCUGAGGAGAAGG
Messenger RNA from Osmerus eperlanus (European smelt), 1268 nucleotides. Its product is annotated as prostaglandin D2 receptor 2-like. Gene Ontology annotation, cellular component: plasma membrane. Gene Ontology annotation, biological process: inflammatory response; positive regulation of cytosolic calcium ion concentration; phospholipase C-activating G protein-coupled receptor signaling pathway. Gene Ontology annotation, molecular function: complement receptor activity; G protein-coupled receptor activity. The coding region runs from base 1 to 1110 and encodes 369 amino acids. Lineage: Eukaryota; Metazoa; Chordata; Actinopteri; Osmeriformes; Osmeridae. The record is from RefSeq and is a predicted model, not a curated record. The transcript has 2 exons.